AUGGGUGGAAAUGAUGUACAUCAUUCUACAAGUACUUCACCCAAUAAUAAUAAUGAUGAUAAUGAUCAUGUCAAGAGUAACAAUCAGACAGCUCUAACACUACCGGAUGUAACCAAGAGUAGUCUAUUGAAUGAAAGUGUCGAUAACAAUCCACCGUCGUGCAGAGCAUCCAUAAACAGUUCAUUGGAGACAUUGGAUGUAAUAUCCGAUCAAAGUUCUGUUGUCGAUGAAGAUGAUAAACUACAUGUAUUAUUCUAUCAAGAAAGAUUCGAUAUGGAAACACCACCAAGCUCGUUACAUCAACAAAUUCAACAACAAUUACAACAGCAACAACAUCAACAUCAGCAAGUAGUACCUGAUUUACAAUUGGAAACAACAACGUCAACAAAUGAUAAAGAGAUAAUGGUAGAGAAUGUGGCCGAUGCAUUGUUAUUACAACAGUUGGAAGAUUCUCUGGAGAGUCCAAUCAUUAUUCCAGAGACUAAACCGGUUGAGAGAGCUUCAGUAUCAAUUCCAAGUCUCGAAUUGAACAACAGUAAUAAUAAUAUUAAUAAUAAACAAUUAUUAUAUAAAUAA
This is a messenger RNA of Heterostelium album PN500, 576 nucleotides long. RefSeq lists its product as uncharacterized. Bases 1 to 576 code for a protein of 191 amino acids. The record is from RefSeq and is a predicted model, not a curated record. The transcript is spliced from 2 exons. NCBI's taxonomy places the organism in Eukaryota, Evosea, Eumycetozoa, Acytosteliales, Acytosteliaceae.